AGAACAGCUUAGAAACGAAGCAGAAGUGUGAGACGUGUGUGCGAGCGUGUGAAAAGAGAAAAAAUAUGUCUUGAAAAAUAACUUUUUUGCUUGCGCCAAUUAGGAAAUGUGUAAUGUUUUUUAAAAUUGCUGUUCAAGAAUGCCGAUUCAGGCGCCCCAAUGGACAGAGUAUCUCAGCUGUCCAGUUUGCUGCAACGAAUUUGCGGCAAAUCUACGUCCACCAAUCAGCCUAGGAUGUGGUCACACCAUAUGCCGUACUUGUUUGGCGACCUUGCACAGGAAGCAGUGUCCCUUCGAUCAGACCAUUAUAAGUACAGAACUAGACAAUCUACCGGUUAACAAUGCCUUACUGCAGCUGGUCAGCACUAGCACCAUCACCGGCACCAGUCCCGGAAGCGGCGGCGGUAGUGCAACGAGCACCUCUUCGCCGGGGUCGUCCCUUGGCGGCAGUGGGGGAUCCGGAAGUACUGCAAAUGAUCCGGAUAUCAAUUCGCCCAGCGUACAGAAUCUGAAUCCGGAUGAUUUGCUGUGCUACAAAUCCGCUCGAAGCUGCAUCGAAGAGCUGGCCCUUUAUCUGAAGCCGUACCCGAAUGGGAAUGCCGGUGGACUCUUGUCGCGUCCGAUGCAGCGCAAACUAGUCACCCUGGUCAACUGUCAGUUGAUUGAGGAUGAAGGACGUGCGCGAUCGUUGCGUGCCGCUCGCUCGUUAGGCGAACGGACGGUCACCGAGUUGAUCCUACAGCAUCAAAAUCCACAACAGCUAAGCACCAAUCUGUGGGCAGCCGUUAGGGCACGUGGCUGCCAGUUCUUGGGACCAGCAAUGCAGGAGGAAGUUCUGAAGCUUGUUUUACUCGCACUGGAAGAUGGCUCAGCACUCUCUAGAAAGGUGUUGGUUAUGUUCGUCGUGCAACGGUUAGAGCCUCAUUUCCCACAAGCUUCCAAAACGAGCAUCGGACACGUUGUACAGUUGCUCUAUCGCGCAAGUUGUUUCAAGGUAUCUAAACGAGAGGGAGACUCAUCACUAAUGCAGUUGAAGGAAGAAUUCCGUACUUACGAAGCACUGAGACGGGAGCACGAUGCACAAAUAGUACAAAUUGCAACCGAAGCUGGUCUCCGGAUAGCUCCGGAUCAGUGGUCUUCACUUCUUUACGGCGAUACCGCUCACAAGUCGCACAUGCAAAGCAUUAUAGAUAAAUUACAAACGCCGCAAUCAUUCGUGCAAUCUGUACAGGAGUUGAUAAUUGCUCUGCAACGGACGGGGGAUCCGGCCAAUCUGUCUGGCUUGCGGGUUCAUCUGAAACAUCUUGCUGGUAUCGAUUCGAAUGCCGAGAAUCAUGUGCCAACAUGGCGUGAGUGCUCGACAGCACUGGAAGCGGUAAAACGGGUCGUUAUAGGCCUGGUAGAUUUUGUACAGCAUCAUGGCAACCGAAAGCUACAGGAACCAGGUCACUUGGCUCAUAAUAGUAAAUAUAAAAUUAGUCUGUGUCGCGACCUGAAUCUCCGAGGAACCUGUCCUCGUGGACCAAACUGUACAUUUGCACAUUCAGAGGAAGAACUAGAAAAAUACCGUACUAAGCUGCGUAAGAAUAACAUCCGUACUCCAAAUGGGAAAGAUCAUGGUGAAUAUAUGGGAGAACUCGGGAUGCCAUCAGGAUCACACGGAUAUCACUCAUCCGGCGAAGAAGCUUCGCCAAUGCGAUAUCCUAAGCCCACCCCUCCAAUGCGAUAUUUGGAUAAAUCACCAAUGAGCAAUCACAGUCAUGCAAGCGGCAGUAGCAAUAGUAAUAGUAGUCACAACAGCCACUUAGCGCCGAUUCCACCCCAUCAACACCCUCCAUUUGCGAAUGUUCCGCCUCCACCGACGGCUCUUCAACACGGUGCCAAUGGAAGAAACUUCAACUUUAAUCCUAACUUUGCCACCGGAAAUAACAAUAAUUUACCAUAUGGAGCACGUCCUCCUCCUCCGCCAAUGCCACCUCCUCCCGUUCAUUCUUCAGCGGGUAUUCGAGGAAACUUUAUUCGACCUCCAAAUGGGAACUUCAUGGGUCAUCCUCCACCACCUCCGCCCAUGCAACAUAAUCCUGGCAAUGGACCACCACCUCCGAUGAACGUGUUACAUGGUGCAAAUCAUCCUGCAUAUCCAACCGCACAGCCUCCACCGCUUGACCAGGUACAUCCACCAAUAAUAAAUGCACCGCCACCACCUUACGUCGGCAAUCAAGGAUUUUCCGAGUAUCCAGAUAAAAUAGAUCAAAGGCGAACCUUUAAUCCAUGGGAUAAUCAACCUGCUCCGGUGGUCAACAAUCCAGUAUCUGGCACUUCUGGUCCGCAGCAACAUUCAAUAGCUCCAAUCAAUCUCAUUGGUCCACAGCAUGCGUCCAAAUCUGGAAUUAAUCAACCGUAUCCUUCGUCUAUGCAUGGUACCAAAGGACAUCUUGCUAUGCCGCCUAUGGUGCCACAUUCACAGCAUCCAAUGCCCACACUGCCAUCUCAUCAUCAUCAGCAGCAGCAGCAGCAGCAGCAACAACAUCAGCAAAUACAACAACAGCAACAUCAGCAGCAGCAGCAAUCGCAUCCUGUGCCGGGCAACGUUGGCAAAUUUUUUCCAGGAAAUGCCCAAAUGCAACAUAAACUGCGUGAUCGUAGUAACAACAAUGGGCGAAUGCAUUUAUCUCAUGCACAUUCGCAGCCGCCACAAGGUGUCCCCUCGAUGCACCAGCCAACAUCAUCAUCGUAUGGUAAUGGUAGCAGAAGUAAUUUGCACACACCACACUCACAAUCUGCAUCAGGCAUGAACAGUAAUGGGGGGAUGGCUACUGGCAAUAAUGGAGUAACGAAUGGCUAUCAUGGUAGCACUUUGCCAUCCACUCGUAAUGAAACUUUAGAAUUGUUCAAGAUGCUCAACUUGAACAGUGGAUCCGACAUAGCACAUUACGUGGAAACAGCCAAGGAUUUGUUUGUCCGUUCUGAUUCUCUGCUAACUGAUGAUGAUAUGAAUAUUUCAGAGAAUGAUUUUGCUAAUGCCGCCAACAACAAGUAUGGUCCUAUUUCGCGUAUGAGUAACCAACCCGGUAAACAAAAGGGCGAUUUCCCAUUCGCUGCUAGUUUUAUGGACAGCGAGUGGUUACUAAAUAUGCCACAGCAACUUUACAACGAGGUUGUCGCUUUAGGUGACCAAUCUUCUUCUAAUUGCUCAUCAAAUUCAUCCUCGUUCUAUCAGCACUCGCAGCAACAGCAACAGCAGCAGCAGCAGUCUACAAUAACGGUUGGGACAGGGACCAAAUCAGAGCCAAAUAACAACACCCUGGAGCUGGAUUUGUUCCAGGUCGAUCAUAAGCUUUCUGAUUACGGUGGUGGUGCUGGUGUCAAUCAAGUGAAUACGUCCACAUCACAGCUUCUGCAUCAUCAUCAAGUUGAGGCCCAAUUGUUGCAACAACAACAACAGCAAGAGCAACAGCAGCAGCAGCAGCAACAACAGCAACUACAUCAGUCGCAGCAUCAUCUUCACGCGUCAUCGACCCCCCAGCACAUGGCACCAACAACUCAAUUGCCAGUCCAUCAUUCAUCUGACGCGGUGGCUGCUGCAGUAGCGGCUCUAGGGUUUCUGCAACAGCAACGAGCGGCCCACUCUCAUCAUUCGUCACCGCAGCCAAAUCAUCAACAGUUGCACCAUCAUCAACAACAGCAACAUCAGAUGCAGCAACAACAACAACAACAACAGCAACAAGUUGUGCGAUUCAACAACCUGAUGGGUACUACUGAUGGAGGAGCCGAUUUAAAGAUUCACAACUUUAAAGAACUGAAGGAUUUAAAGAAUCAACAUGCGAUGGUCGGAUUAUCACCCGUAUCGGGAGUACUGACUGCAUCCACCUCAUCUUCAUCAGUUGUGUCUGCAGUUACUCCACUGUGGAGCAAUCUACUGGAUCUUUCCGGCUUGAAACCAUCGGCAGAAAGUGGUAGCGAUCUAGUUGUGGUGGGACAUGCCAACAGCGCCGGUUGUGGUAACAACAGUAGCCAUACUAUCCUGAACAGCAGUACUGCGAGUAGCAGCAUCGGUAACCUUAACAACAGUAACAGCAGCAGCAACAACAUCAACAACAACAACAACAACAAUAAUAAUAAUAGUAACAAUGAAGAUUCCUAUGAAGCAGGAAUCGCCGAUGAUAUGCGCGAGCUUGCUCUUCGUCUCGAGUCCGAGUUGGAAUUGGACGAGACCGGAGCAUGAGCCCCAGCGUGUUCAUACACUCAUUAUGUAAAAAAAACACACAUACUUUGACUGAUUGUGAUCAAUAUCUACUAAAUAAAUUGUAGGCGUAGCUAGAGCGUAAGCUGGGAAACAAGGCUUACACACUCCUGAGUAGGUAAAAUCUGACUAAUCAACAGCAGAAUAAUAUUUCAUUAAAUGAAAUGCAAGAUCGAUACCAAUUUUAAAAAUUAUGCAGGAAGAAACUAUCCAGAUUAUCAGGAUUACUGGAAGGACGCGCUAUCGUGUGUUGCACAGUUUACGAAACACAAAGAAAAAAAAACAUUAGAUAAAUAAGUUGCAAGUGAACUUGUGCGCGUAAAGAUUAGAAUGAGGAAACGCUUGGAUUCAGGAGCGUUAACCUAUUCAGUGCUUGUUUUAGUGAUUUUUUUUUCUGUUUUGCAGAAAACAAGUGUUUUAGAGAUAUUUUUUCGGAUCGAAACAAAACUGCUAUUUAGAAGAAGAAGAAGAACAAAGAACGGACAGUAUAGGUUUGUUUACUAAAACAGAUGAUGCACUCUACGUACGAAAACAUUCAAGAUGAUUAGCUAAUAUAAAUUGUAGAUUGCGCUCGUAGUACACAGCCGAUGGAGAAAGGUAAGCAAAUUAUAUAUGAGGAAAUGUUAAGAACUAGUGACAAACAAAUUGUAUAGAAGAAGCCAAGCAACUGAUAGCGUGAUAGAACCGGAAAAAAGGUGAUUCUUUAUUAUAUUAUUGAUGGUUAUAUUGCAAAUUAAAAAUCUAUUUAUUAACGUUCAUAUUACUAAUAUUAUCAAUUAUUCGCUAUUCGUUCGUUGUAAUUAUUAUUCCGAUUCACUAAAUGUUCUAAUUCGAAACUAUUGCUAAGGAGUGUUAGGGAAGAUUUUCGAUCAAUUGAGAAGUGAUUCGGGCACGUUUUAAUUCAUUGAUGUUUUAGUUCAUUUCUCGUUUUGAAACAACAGAAAAUAUAAUUAUGAAUUAUAUUUUUCUCUAUUAUUCAAAUGUAUACAUAUUAGCCAAUUAUUAACCCUUUUAAUUAUACGUUUCAUCGGUUUAUUACAGUUGUUAGUGUAGACCCGUCUUUUAUGCGACAUUUUAAUAUGUAGCUCUUUUAUAUAAUACUAUUUUUACAUGAUUGCCGAAUGGUUUGUGUAAAAGCAAGAGUAAAACUAUGUUUUUUUAUAUAUAUUACGUAAACGUAAAUGACUCUAUCAGAUAAAGUAACAGAAAAUACUUACCGCCACUGUUUCCUGUAGUAAUUGUUACUACAAAUGGGUAGUUAGUUGUAUUUUUUUCUUUUUUGAAUGACGAACUCAAACGAAUUGUUUUUUUUUUGCUUUCUUCUUUCACAUCUGCAGAGAAAGGAUAUUUGCUUUAUUGAUAAACUUAACUGGUUGAUUUUUAUUAAAUCGAACAAUAGCUUUCUCCGAGAAAGACAGUUUUCCGCAGCGUCAGAUAGAUUAUUUUCAAAUUAUCCGGAACACACAAACGUCCAAGGAAAUCCAGUAGCAAAACAAAAGAAAAGUUAGCAGGCGAAUUUUGGCAUUCAUACCACUGCAAUAUAGCUAAUAGUAAGUGGUUCUAGCAUAGCUUAAUAUAAUUAUAAUUACUUCUUAUGUUUAUCCAAACAAACGAGAAAGAAAAUAUAAUCGGAAAUCGAAGGUUAACAUGAGGAAGGGUUUAGAGGAACAAAUAUAAGAACGCGAAUGAGAUUGAAAAGUUUCUUGUUUUAGAAGAGAUUGUAUAUUGAGAAUGGUUAAUGCAAAUACUGUUGUGUUGCCGCUAAUUCGGUUAGAAUCCCUUUUUAGAAGGAACAGCAUAAUAAUAAAGCAUACAAUAAUUUUUAAUAAUAAAAAUAAACAAAACAAAAUUAUAUACUAAUGAAAACGUACUAUACACAAAACAUAUUUGUUUCGUUUACUAUUGUUACUGAAAAUGCAAUGGCAAAUUUUAUUCAAUUAGGUGACAGUUAGCAAUAUGCAGCAAAACGAUGAAGGAUCCACAAACGAACGCAUAGACUGUUUUGUUGGGACAUAGAAAACCAAGUUUUUUGUGUGAUUCGCAUACCAGAGCGUCCCAUGCUUUCAUGCGUUCCCAUCCGGGCAUCAUGCACUUCUUGUGUGGAAAGAGAAAGAGAUGCGACAAAAUAUUGAUAAAAAAUAUCGCAAAAUGACAAAAUGUUUCGGCUGUUGAAUCACAAUGUAUUCCGUGAACGGUGGGUGCAGGUGUGGGUGGUUGAGAACCGAGAGAGAUUGUACCAGAUUACCACGCAAAGGGCGAUGAGAAUAUACUGCAGAUCAGCGAUUCGAGUUACAAUUUUGUAAUGUACAUCUGCUACUAAAUUAGCUGAAAAUCAUACGGUUUCUCAAAUCUUCGAACUCUGCUGGGUUUUAUUAAAUAUUAAGGAAAAAACAGAUUGAAACAUAGCAAACAAAUUGAGCUCAGAAAAAGUAUCCCGAAAAAGUAGGAUCCUACUAAUUUGACAACUCUCCCUCCGUCUAGAAUGUGUCCCUCCGAAAACUGUUUGCGGAGAAUUAUAAAGCAGUAUUUCUACUUCCCAGAUACUGCGAAUUUUACCUAUGUGAGAUACUGCUUCCUUUCCACUGCUUUAAUCAUACACUUUUUUGAACUGUUUGACUCAAGUCUAUUGUAAUGUUAUGUCAUACUUGGUCAUUCUUUUUUUUUUAAGUAUUUCCAAACAAUUUUAUCCCGGAACAUCUACGUUUUGCAACUUUCCAAUAAGUUCCGUGUUCAAACAGACAUCACAGCCAGUGCAGUAAAACUUCAUUCAAUUCAAUUGAAACUGAAUGUGGAACACAUUGACGAUCUCUCUACUGCAUUAAACUUCACACUCUGACAGACACAACGUUUGCUGAUGGCUCGAACGGGCAGCAUUCAGUUCAUCACUCGUUUCUUUUCCAAUCGAGGCUCAGUACUACCGUCAGUUGAUAUCAUGAAGUAGCAAAAUAUCUCUUCCAAUAGUGUGAGAGCGGUCUUCAAAUGAGGUUCAUGUAAACAUUCGAAUUGGUUCAAGAUAAUAGAUGAAAUACAAACCAGAUAGCUAAAAUAUCAAUUACAGAAUAAACAUAAAUUCUUAGUUUCCUCCUUCAGUUUUCAUUUUUAAUACUUUACUCCAUUUAUAAUUCUAUUCAUUCGAACUUGCUUACUACAAAGAGCGAAAACAAUGAAGCAGCUAGACCACUUGGCACUUGAAUCUGAGCAAGCAAAACUUCAUAUGACUAGGUACGAUUAUUCAACUGACGGUGAAUUCUGGGAGCUUCACUUGAAAAUGGCAGCAAAAAUCUAAUGAAUUAGUAGGGAUAUGCUGACGGUCAGUGACCAUAAAUUUCAUUUUCAUCUUAUAUUAUUCGAUAGAAAAUGAAAUUUUACCGCACUGAUCACGGCUAUCAGUUAAAAUUUGAGGUCAUUGAUUAACUCUGUGUUUGAGUGAUCAUGUUCGAUUAGAGAAUUAGUGAAUCUGACUCCCUCCUAUUGAGAUAUCAAUGCUUUCUCUCAUUUUUCUGGCAGUAUCUGAGGUUUUUUCUUGAUCCAACUAAUUUUAGGAAACGUUGCCAUGUAGCAACAGUUCAUUCAUGAAAAAUCUUCGUUUAACGUUUUUUGGCUGCAAUUGAUCGAUCCAGUACGACUUAGAAGAACUCCUUUAUGUUGUACAGCUUCUGUUAACUUAUAUUCCUACGAAUAAUUGGGAAUCCUCUACCUUUACGUUUCGUCUUCGACCGAUUAGUGCAUUAGCAGUUUAUGUUGAGGAUCAGCAAACCGUCACUAAAUGUCGUUCUUUCGGCACUGCAGUAAAGACAUGGUGUUUCUGUGCAAGUGUUUUGCAAAUAACAUUAACCUUAUACUAUGUUCACACCUGCAGAAAAUAACACGUUUUAACGAUAGUAAUAUAAAGUUAGAACCUAACUGUUCACACUUGUAUUAUGUUAUACGCAUGACAUAUUGUUUGUUAUUGAGUUUGUUUAUAAACAAACUGCAAAAUGUUUACGUCGCAAAUAUUAAGCAUUUGUUAAGAAGUAAAUUACUGUGGAACUUUACUGGGUUCCGGAAUUCUCAUAGAAUAGUUUGUAGUACUUCGGAAUAGGAAAAUCUACAGUGAAAAAAUUGAAGAUUGCAUUCCCGGUUUCAAGAAGCAUGGUUUUUCACAAUGCCUCGGAAAAAUUGGUAAAAAUAUUAUGUCAAUCGCUUUAAUUUUUCCACUUCUUCACUCAGAAAGUUUUCUUCUACGUAUUAAAAAGUCAUUUUUGGCCAUUUGUUGGUUUUAAAUGUUUAUAUCACGUUAGUUGUCAACGUUUCGAAGGAUAUUUGCUUCGAAACUUUGACCAUUCACGUGAAAUAAAUAUUUUUAGCAAUAAAUGAUGUCUUUAAACAAAAAAAAAACAAGCAUGGUUAUACAAGUUUUCUGUUCUGUUUUGUCAUGGCUACUCUGAAGGAAAACUGUUUCGAUAAAAGCUUGUCAAUUGGCAUAGUCGAAAAAUGACGGAAAAUGCUAGCAGGGUUGUGCUUGACUGAUCAUUAUAUCAUGUUAUAAUGUUUUAAUGUGACGUUUCUGAAUAUGGAAUAACACGGAAGAGAAACAUUUUAUUUCGCUUAAUAUAUGAAAUCAGAGUUAAAACUCGUUUUAACUCGUAGUGUGAACGUGAUAUUACGUUAGCUUAUCGGUUUAUGUUGAACCGUUAGCAGUUCAACAUUAACUGCUAAUGCGCUGAUGAACCAAAGAGGAAAUGUAUCAAAAUCUCGGCCCAAAAACCAAAUUAUGGUAAAAUUUUCUGUCAAUCUUCCGUCAAACGAAGGAAAUCUACCUGUACUUCUAACAGGAUAUUGAUAGAAGUCUGCAAACCGCGACUGAGUUUUCAUAAUUAAUUCACUUGGGCCGGUGGUUUGGAGCAUAGGCUUAUAGUUAUCGUCAUAUCUUAGAUAUAAGAUAUAAGCCGAUGAUAUGCCAAAAUCCGAAUAUCUUUAAAUCUAUUUUUUCGGUUUUUUGUGGAUACGUAUUUCGAAGUGUCCAAGUCAGAAUGGAUAAAAAAGAUAAAAGAAAAGGAAUUUUAUUUCUAUUAAAACAGUAGGUCAAGUUCCGAAACGGAGGUGCUUCUGGGCCGUUACCCGAAGCAAAUAGGAUCCGAACAAAAUUUUUUCAUGAGUUCUGUAUUCGGGAGUUUGAAUUUGCAUGCAAUAAAUGAAUCUUUCUAUGCCUUACUCCGGCGUAGCUCCAGCACAGAGAACCACUAAAAACAAAGCAAUGUUUCAACAACGCUUACUAUCCUCAUAUAAGGACUGCUUUCUAAAUGAUACUUUUCUCCGGAUCGCUCCGAAUGGUAAACGCAAGACAAACCACAGUCAACCACCUCACCUAAACCGACGGAAUUACAUUAUCGUGGUGCAGUUUUCCUUAAACCCAAUGGGUUCAUUGUGAAUGAAUUACAUUCAUUAUUAUUUAUGUUUAUUAUAAAGCAAAAAGCAAAAAAAAAGUAUAUAUGUACCAAGAACAACAUACGCAAAUGGUGGAGCAAAAAGCUUGCAGCAAGGGUGAUCAUACAACGGAACUUACAGCGCCUAGAAGUGCAUCACAAUACUCUCUAGAAGUAUAGAAUCACACCGAGUAAUUAUUGCGAAAGGCAUACUGAAUUGUUUUUCCGUACAUCGAAAAACGUAUUACCUUCUCUUAAGACGAUCCUAGUUCAAUACAUAACUGUUUGGUUUUCAUGAAAAUGUGUUUUGAAGACCUAAAAUUUGCUUAAUAACAAACAAAUUGACUCAUUAUUUCUUCGCAAUAUGACGUGGAUGACUCAAAUGACAAAGCAGUUCUAGGUGAUUAGUGUUUCACAUAUGCAUAUGACGAAAUCGUUAUUUUUCGUGUAUUUCUAGUUUUUCCUGCUUCAGUAAAACUAAAUCUGAAUCCGUCGUCUAUCCAAUCGAGAUUUAAUUAUCACUUCACUAGAUGAUAGUAAAAAUAGGCGUUCUGAAUAAGAUAUCUAGAAUUAUUCGACUAGAGGGUCGUUUUUUGUCUUCAGAGCAUCAUUGCCGUGGAGAGCAGUUGUGCAGAAUAACUAAAUCUUGGGUAUGUAGCAUUAUGGGAACCGUUUUAGAGAGAAAUGUUUCAAUUCUGCUUUGAGUGAUUCCGUACUUCCAGACGGUAGUGCAAUUCUACAGCGAAUCAAAGAAGCGAUACAAAUAUCAUGCUUAUUCUAGAGAAAGAAGAAGAAAAAAUGUAUCAAAUGUAUAUCCCAUCACCCACCUAUCAUAGAGGGUGUGAAUCGCAACACGUACUAAGAUGGGAUCAGUGAGAAGCACAUUUCAGAAAGGAAAAUUCUUACAUAUUAUAUAAUUCUAUGAAUAUAACAUAAAAGUAUCUAUUGAAACUUUAAAACAUAACUACUGGAUGCGAUGACAUAACUAAAACAUUUUGAUCUUUACAUUUAUAAAUAAAUAAAGCUAAAUUCAACAGUUAAACAAAAUGUUUAAAAAAAAAAUCUAGAAGUUAAAAGCAAAAUUUAAAAAAAGGUUAAGGUUUAUACAUUAAUACAACGCCUGUGUGUGAGCAUUUUUGAUCGUUUGGAACAUCAUAAGUAAACCAAGAACAAAUAGAAGAAAGAUAAGAAACUAUAUACAUUUGAUUAUAUACUAGGAUUACUGAAAAGGAAAAAGAAAACAGUUAACAUUUGAUAUAUAUUACGAUGAGGAGAAAAUGCAUAGCAGAGUUAAACUUUAUCAGAAAAGAAAAAAAAAUAUAUGAACCAUUUUAAGCAUACCAGAUAAACCCGAGCAAAUGCAAAGUUACAUCUUUUCAAACUGACAAACCGGUGAUCGACCUAAACGGAAAUCCCUCAUCAGUACAAAACAACAGCAAACACAUACCGACAACGACGGACCGAUACAAUCUCACACACACACACACACACAUAUUACGUCUACUGUGGCACAGACUGUUUUUUUGAUUUGAAUGAAAUUCAUGCGUCGCCUUCAGGUCUGAUUUUAUUAAACGUUGAUAAUAGCGAACUUCAGACGAGUAACAUAUAAAUAACUGUACUAGUUUCGCAUAUUGUAUGUGUUCUUUCAUUUCUUUGCUCCGAUUUGCUAAAUAGAACAAGUUGUUAAACAAAAUAAUAGAACAAGGCGAACAUGCCAGAGUGGGAAGUGGGAAGAUUUUAAACGUUCUUUAGAUUAAAUUGUUUUCCACGUUGUAAUGCUGCAAUAUAAUAGGAAGAAGCUAGGAAUCGAGUUUUUUUUAACCUACUGGGAAUAAAUUCAAUCAUUGGAUAUUAUUUUAACUUAUUGCCUAAAGCUUUUUUUAUGUUGACCGCUAAAAUGAACGUGAAUUAUCGCAAUCAAAACAAACGACUAGCGAAAAUAUAAGAUUAUUUCCACACGACUUUAUUUGUCUUUCUAUACUGCGCUACUAUCAUUAUUAUUACUAUAAUUAUUAUGUUUAUUACUAAUAAUAUAUUUUCUAUUUGUUGGAAUGUU
This is a messenger RNA of Malaya genurostris, 11704 nucleotides long. RefSeq names its product roquin-1 (gene roq). Lineage: Eukaryota; Metazoa; Arthropoda; Insecta; Diptera; Culicidae. Bases 140 to 4225 code for a protein of 1361 amino acids. The transcript has 4 exons. The record is from RefSeq and is a predicted model, not a curated record. Gene Ontology annotation, molecular function: metal ion binding.